Neospora caninum is the source of this 4968-nucleotide messenger RNA. RefSeq lists its product as hypothetical. Bases 1 to 4968 code for a protein of 1655 amino acids. Lineage: Eukaryota; Apicomplexa; Conoidasida; Eucoccidiorida; Sarcocystidae. The transcript has a single exon. The record is from RefSeq and is a predicted model, not a curated record.
AUGGCAACUGGACCGCAGUGGAACCGUCCUGGAUGUCCUUUUGUUCCGGAACCCAUCUUCCUGAACAAAUGGGAGCGUCGCGACGAACAGCCGCUGGCUCCCGCGUCAACCCCGUUCUUUCCUGCGGACGCGGGGGACCCGCGCAAAUUUCCACACUGCGGCAGAACGGACCUUGAGCGGACGGCGGGAGUUUCCCCGCCGCGAGCAGGGCGUGGGGUGUCUGUACACCCCGAGCACCCGUGUUGGGGCACUCAGAGAGGCGACCCUGGCUUCCAGACUGUCAGCGGGUUUCCCACUGUGUGUGCUUCGAAAGGAAGAGGUGCUGACGGCGCAACUGGGCUCGCAGAUAUCGGAAUCACUGCUCCGUCCCGCUACCAGCAAGAGCGAUCACCUGGAAAGCAUUCCAGGCAAGCGGACGGCGCGGCCGGAGUCAGCAAUCAAGGGGACGGCGUCUACGUCUUUCCACCUCAAGAAAGCGCUGAUCUCGCGUCACCGCGACAGACCCUCCAUCAACGGGAAGGGUAUGUGGGACAUCCAGAGCCCCACAGACGCAGCACUUCCCAUAUGGGCGAGGAGGAAAUGUCUUGCGCCCCCGUGGCUGCUGGACAGAAAGAAAACGCUCCGUGGGGAAUCCGGUCCCUUGCUGCGACACCCCUCGACCUUGAACAUGUCGCCAGGAAAGUUGCAUCUUGGCAACAGGACGUCCUUGGGACCAAACCGUCUCAUUUUUCAGGUCGUUCAAGCGACAGCACUCCCCCGCUUUCCAGGAUGCCUUCUUGCGUGUCGUCUGCUUCCUCUCUUUCUGUUGCUCCCCUUCGCGAAAGCCCCGGCGCAUUUGCGUCAGCGGCACGGAUCCCUGUGGCAGGCAGUGCAGACUUCCCGUCCUCUUCCCCCCCCCGGCGACAUGCGGAGUCUGAGCGGCUUCUCACAGGACAUUUUCCCGAAAACCCGGUGCCCGUCCGAGGGCGGCUGUACUCCUACGGCUCCUGUGGGGCAUCCGACGCCGACUCGUUCCUCUCAAAAUCGCCGAGAUAUUCUUCGGGACGCGUGUCGGCGACCGCGCCUUCACCUGGUCCAGCGGACUGGGUGUCGAAUUCGCACGUGGCAGGGCCCGUAUCUGGGCGAUAUCCCGAAGCUUUCGAGCGCGUGGUAACGCCCAGGCGGGCGGACAGGAGCACGGACUCUCAAGAGAUGCGACUCCCGAGCACGCGGCAAACGCCUGCCGGAGGUUCGCCUGGCUUGGCGUGCAGCAACCCGCGUGGCCGCGCAGCGCCUGACGCUUCUGCCUCCGGCUCGCUCGGGAACAGAUCCUCUGUCUCUGGAAGGGGGGGACCCAAAAAUGGUGUGACAGCGCUCUCUUCCGCGCUCUCUGUCUUUCCUUUCCUUCUCCCCAGCGCCGCCGUCCUGCCGGUCGGCGCCGUCGAUAGAAACUCCGAGCGUGCGGGGCUGAAAGCUAGCGCAUCCGCGGAAGUCACCAUGCACUCGACUUCUCCAGUGUCUCACAGCUCUCGACCUCGUGCCGGAAGCCGCAGAGCGGCCUCCAUUGCUCUGCAUGCACCGGAUCUCGCAUCUGGUUCCGUGAGACCGAGUGUCUCCACCCCGCUCCAUCCCGCCGAGUCCGAGAAGAAAAGUGCUUCGCAUGUCCACGAUGUGGGCUGGGUAGCCGAGAAGUCAAGGAAACCGACGCCUGCAGAUCAGCGGCUCGAGGAAACGCUCCUCGCCUUCCUUGCAGCCGCCACGCCCGACGCUGAAGAAGACGAUUUGCGGCGACUGCAGCGAAACAGCAUGGAGUUGGAUCUUCUUCUGCCGCAAGUAUCUGUGACAGAGUCGGACGCGGGCACGACCAUGCCUUCCGAGCUCCAGAUCAGCUCGGCAGGCAGUGGACUAGGAGCUCGGGACCGCCACCGUGGUUUCGGCCGCAGCGACGCUCGUGGACAAAGUGCCAGGCGAGUGGUCUGUGGGCGGAGCGCGCAAGUGUGUUGCUGCUUGGGCCCGUUAGUGAGCAGCCUCCACACAAGGUCUUUGUGCGACUUGUACGAGGAAGAAGCGUUCUUUCUUCCCGAGCAGGACAUCUUGGAAGUGAAAUUCAACUGGUGGCAGAUGCUCAAGCGCGAAUUUCGCCUGCAGAUCCACUGGGAGCUGCAGCAGGAGUUUCAGAACUCGCGGCGGUGCGAGUUUCCAAGGCUCCAGCGCCAGGAAAGGCUGCUCAGCCGCUGGUCGUACUGCGUCUCCAACGUCAGCGCUCACCACGUCCCGGAGGCUCGUCGCCUUCUUCAAGAAGGCCCGAAGCCGUCGGACGAGGACGGCGCCGCGGCGGGCCAGGGCUCGGGCGCGUCAGUCAGGGGGACAGAGUGUCGGGGUGCCGGCAAGGACGGCCUCGGGGCCAUCGAUGUGGGCGCGCUUCUGUCGCGGGCGGGCGAGAGCCGCGGGAGAGAUGGCGACUUCAUGGACUGCUCAGACGCGCGGGGAGGCGCCGGCAACGACGGGCGGCGGACGCUGAACCGCCACUUGCGGCAGCGGGCGUGGACGUGGAUGUGGCAGUGCGCCGCAGGUCUCGGGUUCUGCGUCGCGACGCGGUUCCUCGGUUUGCAGCUCUUGGACGCGUACGUUGCUCACGAGCAGUCUCCCGUCGAUGCCGAGAACGAAAACCAAGCGAGUCUGGUGGCAGUGGCGUGCCUGCUCAUCGCCGCGGGCCUCCGCGGCCACUGGAAGGACAUCCACAAGGACGCGUACCUCGCCGGGAUCGUUAGAGGCCUGGACUUCCCGUACUCCGUCGACGAAGUGAUUCAGACCCAGUACGACAUCCUCCAGCUGCUUCCCGCUGGGCUGAUGCUGAGUAAAACUGUGGUUGACUACUUCCGUCUCUUCCUGGCCCACCUGCGGGAUCUGCCGAACGUGAUCCAGCAUCUCGACGCAAUUCCGCCCGAGGUGGCCGAGCCGGCAACCCAGAGUCUGUGUGUCGCCGCGUCUUCUCUCCCAUCGAGCGACGCCCUCGGGCUCGCCUCCCGCUCCGACCCCGGCGCGUCGGAUAUUCGCGUAUCCGCCGGCUUCGGCAGUGACUUGCAGGGAGACGAGAACCAGUUUGCGGAAGAUCUGCAGCCUCUCGGAGGCCUCCCGUCUCCCUUUCGCUUCGGACAGAGUGGACAGAACAGCGUGAAGACGCGGACACGCAGAGGCAAGUUGCCCACGCGCUCGCCUCGCCCUCCGUGCGAGACAGGCGAGGUGGGUAUACCGACUGGGGACCAGUCCAGGUCGAGGCAGGAGUCUGUGGACUGCCGGAGCAGCCGAAGAGCUUCCCAGCACGGCCCGUUCUUGCCGGAGGUGUCCGAGGGCGACGCACGUAUGGGGAGCGCGGGAGCCCUCGUCUCUCUCUUUGAUUUCUGGAAAUGCACGGGUCUCCUGGCGUGUCUAGAGGCGCUCAUCCUGCGGAGCUGCUCGGCCGUCGCAGGCUCGGUGGGGCCGCCGCUGCUGGUGCCCCCGAGUCGCCUCGUGGCAGCGCUCCUGCUGCGUCUGUUGGAGCCGUACAGCACGGCGAGGAUGGUGGAGAACGCAGAGAGGCGGGCGGAAACCAACGGUCCUGCCGGCGACCGACCGGAAGAACCAGUUCUCGGACAUCCCGGCACUGCCGCGUGGAGCCGGUUCGUUUGCACCUUUGUGUUCCGUCUCCACUACGACGCCGACAUGGUCUUCUGGAAGGCCGUCCUCGCCCCACUGAUCGAUGGCGUGCUGCGCAUGGAAGACAACCACUGUUUCCUCGCCCUUUGGCAAGCGGGAAGCGAGGUCUGGGCCCGACUGAUAGCGCGGAGUUGCCACACUGGGGAGGAAGACCUCGAGCCGCCGGGAGUUUCCCGCGAGUCCAGCGGCGCACGCCCGUUUUUCCGUGAAAGAGAACUCUCUUCUGAAAACCUGCAUCGGGCGUCAGCUGGGUCUCUCGCGCCGGGGCGUCUUCUUUCACAGGCAAGCGAAACGAAGGCCAGCCGCGAGGGCUACGUUUCCGCGCAGCUGACUCAGGAUCUGCGGCCCCACCGGCCUGUGAAGAGAAGCGUCUCUGCGGAGACUCUCGCCAGUUCCUGGCGAGAAGGCGCUUCGCGACGUCUCGGCGCCCAGACGCAGCAAACAGACUUCGCCGGGUGGACGGUAGGUCCCGUCCCCGGAGAAGAGUCGGAGAUGCAGGCGUUGCAGGCCGACAGACCAGCGACUCCGCCUGCAAACCGAUGUCGCGGCUCUGACCAACUCAGCCGACGGAGAGUCGAAAGCGGGGGCAGGGUGUCGGCGGGUCGUAGGAAACCCUCGAGCUUUGUCUCCAGCGCGACUGGGGCCGUUCUGACUCCGAGCGCGGACAAUCGACAGGCUCCUGUGUGUGGCCAAGCCGCCUUCCUUCCACAAGACGUCCACGCCUGGGACGGCGACCUCGCCUUCGAUGAGACCAUGCAGUGGGAGACCGCCGAAGACACUCGCUCCGCCGCGCCUCCUGCUGCUGGUUCCUGUUCUCCACGAGUCUCCUCGAGCUCUGGUCGGGCCCCCUGCGAGACGCGGCUAUCCAGAGGGAUUCUGCUUGAAGAACAAGGACACCCCGCCCAAGUCGCCUCGAGUUCUCAUAGAAACUCCGCAGAGAGACAGCUGGGACAGCUCCCAGCAGAGGGCGGGCGCGUGGUGUACACGAGCAGCCAGUUUCAAAAUGUCCAGGCAGACACUGCGUACCCCGUGGACGUCAGAGAUUUCCCCGUUUGCCGCCCCGCGAGGGACGGAUCUCAAGGCGGUCCGGCGAGAAACGUCCGCCAGAGACACAGCGAGCGACACCGAGCGUCGUGGUCUGCCGCUGACGAGGCUCCUGUCGCUUCGCACACGAGAAGAGAGCGUCUUUCCUCGAUGGGGAGGUUCUCGAGCUCGGAGAGUCGUCGCGGGGGCGCCGGUGCGGAGGAGAUGUACCGUCAGAACUCGGCGUACACAGAUCGCAUUCGCCGGUGA